This is a messenger RNA of Lethenteron reissneri (Far Eastern brook lamprey), 501 nucleotides long. Its product is annotated as sodium-coupled neutral amino acid transporter 7-like. Lineage: Eukaryota; Metazoa; Chordata; Hyperoartia; Petromyzontiformes; Petromyzontidae. Gene Ontology annotation, molecular function: L-amino acid transmembrane transporter activity. Gene Ontology annotation, biological process: amino acid transmembrane transport. The record is from RefSeq and is a predicted model, not a curated record. Gene Ontology annotation, cellular component: membrane.
GGUGGAGGAGGUGGAGGGGAUGGAGCGGAGGGAGGGACGGCGGCUGCCGGCGCGGUGUUCAUCGUGGUGAACGCGGCGCUCGGCGCGGGCCUCCUCAACUUCCCGGCAGCGUUCGGUGAGGCCGGCGGAGUCGUGGCCGGAUUCUCCCUGCAGAUGGUGCUGCUGGUGUUCAUCGUGAGCGGCCUGCUGGUGCUGGCGCUGUGUGCGUCCCGCUCGGGCGCCGCCUCCUACCAGGAGGUGGUGCGCGCGCAGUGCGGCCCGCUCGCCGGCGCCGCCUGCGAGGGCUGCAUCGCGCUCUACACGUUCGGCACCUGCGUCGCCUUCCUCGUCAUCGUGGGCGACCAGCUCGACAUGCUGGUGCAGGCCGUGUCUCACCGGGCUCCCGAUGCGCCCGUGCCCUGGUUCUGCGACCGUCGCUUCACGACCUCCGUGGUCUCCGUGCUUCUCAUCCUGCCGCUCUGCUUCCCCCGCGAGAUCGGGUUCCAGAAAUACGCCAGGUGA